ACCUUAUCCGGUACCAACCAAUGACUAUGAGGAAGAAACUCGAAACAGCAUCCACAGCCACAAUCGGAAGACAUUUUGUGGAGUUAAUAUCAACGAUGAUAUAAAUGAUUCAAUGGCGUGUGCUGCUUGAUUUCCAGAGCAACAGAGGUCAAAGUGAUGGCGCACUCUCUGACUAUGGCAGCGGGAGCUGCUGCCUCCGCCACUACAGCUAUACCGAGAAGGGAAAGAUCAGGGAGAGGGGACUGCAAGAGCACGAGCUUCGACUGUUCCUCAUUGUUUCCGAUUCAAGCCAUAUGGGCCGCUGCAGGUCAUUACUGUCAAAAUCAUCGAGCCUCUCCCCAGCAUCACCCUGCCUCUCUGCCUCGCAGGACAUUGAUAAUAAGCGGCACAGCGUUGCUGGGUUUGAGUUCGAGCGAGCUUAGCCAAAAUGCACGUGCCGCUGCGAGAAGGCAGCAGCCACCUCCAUCAGAAGAGAAAAAGGAUCCAAAUGUUAGCGGGGUUCAAGCUAAAGUUGUGGCCAGCAAGAAGAGGAAAGAGGCCAUGAAACAAAACGUGGCCAAGCUAAGAGAGAAGGGCAACCUCGUCAAGUAACCGCCUCAAUAGUUAAUGCACUAGUUUCCUAAACCCCAGUUUCCCAAUUGUGAGUUUCUUGAACCAACCAACGAGCCAAUCAUGCUUUCAUAUUAACCAGACGUGUUUCGCCAACCUAAAAAAAUAGUUGUUCUAUUUACCUGAAUAGUGCAACUUCUUUAUAAAUUUUUGUUACAUAUUACUACGUUCGGCAUUGGUAUCAUAA
Molecule: messenger RNA, 796 nt
Organism: Prosopis cineraria
Lineage: Eukaryota; Viridiplantae; Streptophyta; Magnoliopsida; Fabales; Fabaceae
Exons: 2
Coding region: 157-591 (144 amino acids)
Source: RefSeq, a predicted model, not a curated record